This is a messenger RNA of Oppiella nova, 291 nucleotides long. The record is from the annotation of a GenBank genome assembly. NCBI's taxonomy places the organism in Eukaryota, Metazoa, Arthropoda, Arachnida, Sarcoptiformes, Oppiidae.
AUGGCAGAAUUCCCACAAUUAGGCCAACAGUGCUCUCAAUGCAAGACAUUAGAAGGCAAACGUGUGUACACCAUGUCUAAAGUGGAUCCCAUAGGAAGUCCUACCUUUUCGGCUCAUCCAGCUCGUUUCUCACCCGAAGACAAGUACUCGAGAGAAAGGAUUACAAUUAAGAGAAGAUUUGGUUUACUUCCGACACAACAGCCCUUGACAUCCACCUAAUGGUCACCGCAUUUGUGUCCAUCAUAUCAUUCAUUUGAAAGACAUUUCUUAUUCAAUAAAACAAUUUAUUUG